Messenger RNA from Dermacentor andersoni, 2021 nucleotides. Lineage: Eukaryota; Metazoa; Arthropoda; Arachnida; Ixodida; Ixodidae. The record is from RefSeq and is a predicted model, not a curated record.
UUAACCUUUUAAUCCCUUUGUCAAACUUCUCCCUGGGCUUGUUGUCGGCUUGCGAUGAUAUUAAUUCGCUCCGGUUUACCAGUGCCACUGCGGUUAAACGCCUGAAAGCGAUAACGUAGCCUUGAACGGCCGGGAGGCACUUCUCUCCGAAAAGGUCUAUGGCAACGGCGAAGGAAGGCGAUCCCAUACAUCCUCAUUGCCUGAACUGCGUGAACGUUGCCAAAUGUUCGGCGCGCCUGGAGAAAAGGACGAGCUGCCAGAUCGUGCACUGCAAGCUUGAAUGCGGCGCCAGCUUCCACGCGUGCAAAUGCCAGGAGCAUCAGCUGCUCUGUCCCAAUGUCAAGGUGCCAUGUGCCAACGCUGUCAACGGCUGCCCAGUGUGGCUACUCCGAAGCCAGCUGGGUACCCAUCUGCAGCACUGCCCUGCGAGCCUUGUGUACUGCACAGCCGAAUGGAACAGGUGGGGUUGGCUUCGCAAUGCAACUGGCGAUCGGCAGUGCGUCGAUCGAUCAGGAAAGCUCCAGCUGGACUAUGCCUUGGCCAUGCGAGACCUGCGGUCCCUGAGGGACGGCAGCCACCGUGGGAAGCUAAACAAAGAGGGCAGCAAGGACGAUGCAAUGCCAGUGGCUGCAGCACCUAGGGGCCUUGGGACCACUGGCAACGCCUGGUGCUUGUACAAUGGUGGCAACUGCACCAACAGCAGCGAUGGUGUAGAUAGUCAUGCCACGGGUAGGUUGAACGGGUAUGUGAACCACGUGUGCGAGACAUCCUGCGUCAAGGCUAGGGAGGAGGAGAAGACGAAUCGCGGGGACGUGGACUUCAGGCUCAUGCGAGCAGCCGGUGCGUGCUUUGCGGCGAAGCACGGUGUUGGCCUGAAUGUUGAGCUGUGCGUCGAGUUCCUGACACGGUACCAGCUGAAGCCGGACAAGGUCUACACGUUUUCUUGCUGCCAGGUCUUUCGUCGCGAUGAAUAUGCUUGGCAUUAUCAGAAUGUCCACAGGGACAUACACUGUGGCCUCAACGGCUGGCUUGAGCACAGAUGUCCGUUGGCCCAAUAUGGCUGCAGCUUCUCAAGGCGAAUGUUUCAUCCUUCACCGUCUGGAUCUCAACUCGUCUACAGUGAGGUACUGGAGUCCUUUGGACUUGCUUUUCCAUCAGCGGUGAAGGAAGCAAAGCAAAGUGGAGAGGGUGAUGCAGACAAAGGGUGCUCCAACAAUCCAAGCGGCACAUCAGCCACUAACAUUAAAGUGCUGGAGAACUGUGGACUUGCCUUCCCAUCAGCAGUGGAGGAAUCUAAGCCGAAUGUAAAGGCCGAUGCAGAUAAAGGGGCACAAUCUUGCCUACCCAACGGGCACUCUCAUACCAACGGCACUUGUGGUGAAUCUGGUGAUGGCGUGACAUCCAGUGCCCUAGCUUUCUUGGACUCCCCUCCUCUUGAUGGGGAAUCUGGUGAUGCCGCAUCAUCCAGUGGCCAAGCAUUCUUAGACUUCCCUUUUGAAGUUCUGCAGCACAUAGCUGGCUUUCUGGAUGCUUUCAGCCUAAAUAACUUCUCUCUCGUCUCUAAGCGUCUAAGGGACGUCUCGUGUUCGCUCCUGAAGAGCCGUGGAAUGGUUGUCCUGAGAUGGGAAAGGCAUGGAAAACUUACCUGGAGAGUCCAUUCAAAGGUAUUUGUCCUCGACAUCAAUAAAGUGGCGCCAACAGACCUCAUUGGUGCUUCUAUCAAGCUUCUGGGAAAGACCGACAACACGGACAUAUUCAAAAUUUUUGCAGAACUUCUUAACUUUGAGAACGACCUAAUAAGGGUAACAGACUUUGAGCCCAGCUACUCCUUUGUUAAGCUAAUGCACAAGAUCACCGAGAACAACGAGAGGAGAAUGCUGCAGAAAUUUCGUACGCAGUACUCUGAGGACUUCGAGGUGAACUUGCCGGUGAAGAACUUGGACGUAUUCCCUUCACCAUUCAACUGCCAGAGCAUUCCCAGCGAUGACUCGCGCAGCAACAAUAAAUGCGUUAUUCUUUGA